AAAUUUUGGCAUGCAUACAUGAGCUGCAAAAAGCUGUCAUGUAUAUGACAUUUACAUUAAAAAUGAAAUGACUAUUUUAUCUACGAGUUGUCUUUAGACUCAACAAGGGAUCACCAGUCACAUCAAGAUACUGUUCAAUAGCAUCUACGUUCUAAACCGUACGAUCAUCAAACGCUGAGUUAACUUGAUAUCGUUACCGUUGAUCUGAUUUCAUGACGUCAAGAAUAAUAUACUGAUUAUGGAUCCCAUACCGUUGGAUCAUCCCUAAAAAUUCCCACCGCUGGGUCCCACGAGGCACCCUGAUUUUUGACACCGUUGGAUUCUGUGAUGAGAAAGAGCUGAAAGUUGCAGAUAUUCCGACAACAGUAACGGGCCAGCAAAUCUUCCGUUUGUUGGGGCCUCGAAAAGUCCACGUGUCAUCCCGACAAGCAGGUGUCGGGGAGAGAGAGAGGGAGAGACGAUUUGUUUUUUACUCAGGUCUUGUUUGGCUGAUUCGUCCCUCUAGGUGCCAAACAUGUCAUAACCUGAGUCAGCUUGCUUCGUUGUCACAAUCACCAAAAUUCACACAAAACCACAGCAAGAGGGAGGAGGGAGAGGGGGAGGGAGAAAGUGGCUAUGGAGAAUAAUCACAAUAAGGAGGAGGACAAGAAAAGCGAGGACGAAGACGAGGUGGAGCCGAUGACCGGAGAGGAGGAAGGGGAGGUCGGGUCAAGCUUGACGCUGGAGAAGGUGGCUGCUGCUAAGCUUUUCAUUGAGAACCAUUACAAGGCUCAGAUGAAGCACAUCCAACAACGCAAAGAAAGGCGCUCAGUGCUAGAAAAACAGUUGGCAUCUUCUGAUGCAUCUCAAGAAGAACAAUUCAAUCUUCUAAAGGAUUUAGAGCGCAAGGAGACAGAAUAUAUGCGACUGAAAAGGCAUAAAAUUUGUGUUGAUGAUUUUGACCUUUUGACCAUCAUAGGAAGAGGAGCUUUUGGAGAGGUAAGGUUGUGUCGGGAGAAGAAGUCUGGUAACAUCUAUGCAAUGAAAAAAUUGAAGAAGUCAGAAAUGCUUAGCAGGGGACAGGUUGAGCAUGUUAAGGCUGAAAGGAAUUUGCUAGCUGAAGUUGCCAGUCACUGCAUUGUCAAACUCUAUUACUCCUUUCAAGAUGCUGAUUACUUAUAUCUGAUCAUGGAAUAUCUGCCUGGUGGUGACAUUAUGACUUUGUUAAUCAGAGAAGAGACUUUGACAGAAACUGUGGCUAGAUUUUAUAUUGCUCAAAGUGUUAUGGCCAUAGAAUCUAUUCAUAAACACAACUACAUUCACAGAGACAUAAAACCUGAUAACUUGUUGCUGGACAAAAAAGGGCAUAUGAAGCUUUCUGAUUUUGGUCUUUGCAAGCCUCUCGAUUGUUCGCAUUUGUGUGUCAUAAAUGAAAAUGAAGCACUUGAUGAUGGGAAUUUGAAGAAAUCAAUGGAUGCUGAUGGACAAUUGCCAGAAACUGGUGGAAGGCGCUGGAAAAGUCCACUAGAACAACUACAGCAUUGGCAGAUAAACAGAAGAAAAUUAGCAUAUUCCACAGUUGGUACACCAGAUUAUAUUGCUCCAGAAGUAUUGCUGAAGAAAGGAUAUGGCAUGGAUUGUGAUUGGUGGUCACUAGGUGCAAUAAUGUAUGAGAUGCUUGUUGGUUAUCCUCCAUUUUACUCUGAUGAUCCAGUAACUACAUGCAGAAAGAUUGUGCAUUGGAAAAAUCACUUGAAAUUUCCAGAGGAGGCAAGACUGACACCUGAAGCAAAGGAUCUGAUCUGUGGGUUGCUUUGUGAUGUUGAACAUAGGCUUGGUACUCUUGGGGCAGACCAAAUUAAAGCUCAUCCCUGGCUCAAAGGUGUUGCAUGGGACAAACUUUAUGAGAUGGAUGCAGCAUUUAAACCAGAAGUCAAUGGUGAACUUGAUACUCAAAACUUCAUGAAAUUUGAUGAGGAGGAACCUCCAUCAACAAGAAGAGGAUCAGGACCUUCAAGGAAGCUGAUAUCUCCAGAUCUAAGUUUUGUUGGUUACACAUACAAGAACUUCGAUGCAAUCAAAGGGUCAUAUCGUUCUUUUGCUCUUGCAGAAUUAAAGAGAAGUUCAUCACGGUCAUCGACCGACUCUUUUCACAGUGAUUCUGCAGUGGACUAUUCUAAAGACUUGCCUGAUGACUCAGAAAUUCAGAAGCUUGCUUCUAGAAGAAAUUCAGUGUCACCAUGAAGAAUCACCAAAUUCUCAGAGGAUGAAAUGUAUGGCAUAAUCAUAACAGAUGGAGUCCUCCUCUUGCAAAGGUGGAGAGGGUCUACCUGCUUAUUUUUUGGUCAGGUUUAGCCCUAAUCUGCAUCUUUAUGAGGCUUGCUACAUAUUUUGUAGAAUUUUAUAUGUGUUCAGUGCUAUUGAGGAAACCUCUGGGAACUGGGCAGCAUGCUGCUAGCCAUUCUGUAUCUAUGUAAAAAAAUUGCCAAAUCCAUAAGGUCCCUGACUGGGCAGGUUGGCAGAACAAAUCCUCUUUUGGCAGUAUAGGCCCUUUCUCUUUUCCCUUUAUCCCCCCUCUUUGGAUAGUAUAGGAAGCUGGAAAAUCCCCAGCAGCUGUGAUCCAAAUGCCACUGGUGAGCAACUGUUGCUGUGUUGGAACUCUGAUCCAUGAGUUUUGUGAUUGAAACAGGAAGUCUAGUUUUGUUACUCUUUUUCUUAAUUGUUUUUUUCUCUAGGAAUAAAAGAACAAAAAAUUUUAGGAAUAA
Messenger RNA from Manihot esculenta (cassava), 2744 nucleotides. RefSeq names its product serine/threonine-protein kinase 38. Lineage: Eukaryota; Viridiplantae; Streptophyta; Magnoliopsida; Malpighiales; Euphorbiaceae. Bases 616 to 2223 code for a protein of 535 amino acids. The record is from RefSeq and is a predicted model, not a curated record. Gene Ontology annotation, molecular function: protein serine/threonine kinase activity; ATP binding. Gene Ontology annotation, biological process: peptidyl-serine phosphorylation; intracellular signal transduction. The transcript has 13 exons.